UAGUAAUACAUGUUUUUCAGACUAAAGAUGAAAGUUGAAUCUUAUUCACUGUAUUUAUUGCAAGAUAUAUCCUCUCGUUAAACUAGAGAACCUAUAAGACUCAAAAUGGAGACGAACGGAGAAGAUAUCUCAGGGUUCCUGGAACCUGAUCUGUUACAACAAGCUCUGCAUGAGGUUCAUGAUCUGACUGGAGAACAGAAUAGAGAGGUAUUCUCACAGAUAUAUUCAAGACAGGUUGUUCAGUCCUCAGAGAUACCUGUAAAAACUUCCUUCUCCACUCAACCACCCAGUGUAUCCUCUCUGCCAAAUGUAUCUCGGACAACUUUAUCAUCAGGAUACCAGCCUGUACAAACUCACGUCACAUCACUAGGUUUCUCCACCCUGCAGCAACAUAACGGAUCUAUUCUCUCCGUUGGGUUUAAUAAUGAUGUUCGUACCUGUAACCCCUCUUCCUCAUUUAUGACUGCACCCAGUUUAGUUUCCACCAACGGGUUUAUCAAUACAGCCAAUAACAUCAGUUCUAACAGAUAUCAAGGACCUCAACCUCUACCCAGUUCUAAUAUUUACCAUAAUAUCCCAGUUUCACAGAAACCUCUUUGUACAACAGGAUUGACAAGUUUCUCCGGAAGCCAGGGAGGGAACGGACUACUCAACUCCUCCGUGAUCCUUGUACCAACUUUGCAAACAGACGGAACAGUUUCCUACUCUCUGCAAACCCAGGUUAAACUCUCUUCUCCCAUCAAACCUUGUCCCAUCCUUCCUAUGCUCUCUCUACCUCACCAGGAGAAGACGGGAGAGUUUACUGUUGCUGUGAAACCUCGUCAACAUGCCUUGAUUCUCCCAAAAUUUCCUCUGCCUUCCGGAACCUCGGAGAUGAUGCCAACCCUACAGUCUAAGAUUACACCCAACCGGAUUCAGAUUGACUCCAAGCUUGGGUUACUUGACAACAUUUCGGGCUCUUUAUCUCAGAUGAAACGGGAAAACGACAUUCCUUCAGAAGAUGAUGUAAACAUAUUAGUUCCAAUCCAAACUCUGGAAUCUGAUGUAGAGAAGAGAAGUUUUCCAACCAGUUUCACCAACUUUAUGAAUCAGACAACAGCAAACUCUACACAACCCACAGUCGCGGGAACACAGAAGAAGAAAUCUGAUUUGGAUCCAAGACGGCAUAUAACUGAAUACCUACCUAAAAAGUACCUGGAGAAACCGCAGGAACCCUUCAGUGUUGCAUCUUUUGUUCGUGAAAUGAGUGCUAGAGGACGCGGUAAGGGUAAAGCUAAAAACCGCGGUAGACCUAGGAAAGGAAUGCCUAAACGGGUAAAUGAAAAGAAGAUAAUUUCUGAUUUGAAGAAGGAGUUAGGAUUGAGAGAAGAACGGGUUAAAGAGUUCGGCUUUAUUGAAGUUGAUACCGACGUGGAUAAUGAGGAGGAGGAAACGGUUCAGGACGAAGAACUCCGGAAUGGUGAAAGUAAUGAGGAUCAGGACAAGUUUUCUAUUGGUAGAACCAGAUCCGGUAGACUCUCUCUUCCUCCUAAACGAAUUCGAACGGAUAUGGCGUUGAAAGAAGACUCUUUUCCACCUGCUCAAGAUGAACCUACGGCCAAUACGGGUGCAGUUACAAACAUGAACUUUGCUACCCCGCCCCUUGUUGACUCUGCCCUUGCAUCUAUGGGUCGGAGAUCCUUUGCUCCUCCUCCCAAGUAUAUUUGUAAGAUCUGUGGUAAACUAUAUCUUGGAGACAAGAAGAUUGCGCGGCAUCUUAAACUUUUUCCUGAUCACGAGUUUGCUACCCCAGAGACUCCAGCAUCUCCGGUUAAAAAAUCGUUCUCAGCUGAUUCUUGGAUCAAUGAAUCUGAUCCUGCAUCUCUUCUUGACCUGGUUGGGCCUAAACUCCUUCAGUCCUUUACCCUAUGGGACCUGCUGGUGAAACGUGUAUCUCUGAAAAGGCUUGGAACUGCCGAAGUACUAUCCAGCAUGUUUGCUGAUGUUCAAGCUUUAGUAAUGGACCUAAAGAACAUGGUGGAGCAAUGUUUGACUAAUAUAAGAACAAAUGAGGACAGUUUCAGUGUGAUUCUCUCGCCCAUGAUUUCGUCAAUCCUUGGACAAAGUCAGAAUGGCGGAGUAGAGAGAUACGUUCUUCCUUACAACCAGAUACCUGUUCACUAUCAUAAGCUUCUAGGAUUUCCGAUGGGGUUUAAGAGUACACAUCCAUCUGAUAUGUUUUCUCCGGACUCUACCAACUCUAUUUUCCAUCCCGAGGAGGAAAAUUCUCAAAUGUCGAUAUCCUCGGAGACAAAUGAUCGGCCUCUUGUGGACAAAGUAGUUCUGGAGGCUAACCUCGGAACGGCAGCUAUGGACGAAGAGACACAGGAUUCUUCUAGAAUGCAGAAAAGACGACGUAUUGAUUCUGAAUCUCGUUCUGUUUCCUCCAUUCCUCCUCAGACACCAGAUUUCUUAAACCACGAGGACGAAAGUAAUCUUUCAUCCACUUCAAACCUCUGCACUAAAGAUAUUAUUGCCGAGCAGUCCAACUCAAUUGAUGAUGUUCCUGUCAAACAAUUUCUAGAUUCUGAAAUGAAAACCGACGAAUCGUCUCUUGACAAAAUUCGACAAAAUCUUAUUGCCAUGACAACUCGCUCCGAUGUGUGUUCAGGUUCAGGAACUACUUUCUCCAACUGCAGUAGAACUAGACUUCCAUCCUUCUCCAGUAUUAUGUGCGGUAGUCCUAACCCUUCGGUGAAGAACCAAUCGGGGACAGGAGAAAGAGAAGAAAAUAAAAACGAAAGGAGUAAUCAUCAUUUGAGGGAAGAAGAUGACUCGAUCCUAAAAAUAAUCACACGUCCUGACACUGCCGGAGGUUCUGCACCUGUAUCUCCGAGAGUGAACUACGUGAGCUCCUUGAACCCGAACACAACCUCGAAUAUUGCAUUCCAGAGAAGGAGUUCCGUAGAUCAGGUUCUCAUGCAUUCAUCCUCGAAACUUCUCAACAACGUGGCAACAACAUCUUUUUCUCCAGGUAAAGGUUUACAUCUCGAGGACUCCAUCAGAGAUCUUCACUCGGAAAAUAUCUGCGAUGGUGUUCUUCUUCCACGAACUCAUUCUUCAGAAGGACGGACUGGAGAAGAGCGCAGGUUUUCCUUUGACCAGGAGAACGAUGGAUUAAAUGAAAUAAGCAAGGUGACCAUGCCUUCCCCAGUGACAAGUCCGUUCCAGAGCGGGUCGGAUAAUGCUGUGUUCAACGUUACCUCCUCUAGUCUCUUCACUACUCCAUGCUUGCCAAACAUGCAACCUGGAUUCCUAGAAACACCGCCCAAACAUCACAUAAUUGGAAUCUCUAGUAAGUCCUAUGACAUGAAUGAUGAGUUCCUGGGCAGAGAUCUGAAAACCAACCUUGACACUGAUAAAACAGAUCACACCGGGAAGAAUAAACACUAUCCAGGGUUAGAUCUUCUCAUGGAGAAAACAGAUUCCACAUUCUACAAGUAUACAAGUUUACCCCAGAAUGCAACCGGAGCUCGAAAGCUCGAGAUGAGAAGACACCAGGACUUUGAGUCUUCAACUCAGGUUACUUACUCCGAACUAAACCAUCCUAUCCCGAGUGUAUCUCCGAUGAAAGAAACCAACAAAGAUUAUGAAUGUUCCAAACCACGACAAAUCCAUCCAAUAUCCCAAAGUCCAAACCUGUUUAACGACCUGGAAAGUGUACUCAAUGACUCCGAAGAGUUCUCCUUCCACUCCGCACUCUCCAACAACGUGGAGAACGUCCCCGUUAAAACCCCGGAGAAGCUACUCUCUAGCGUAUCUCCUUCUGUCAUAAUGAUCAAGAAAUCAUCUCUAUUUGAUAGUUUUGAGUUUGAUAAACCUGUUGAUAUUGAGAAUCUUGAACCAUCUGAUCUUGCACCUAACAAUGUACAACAAUCCUCAGCUCCUCCCCAGGGUUGAGAAGGAUGAAGAAUGUAUUAUAUUUCAUUUCCAGUACUUUCCAGUACUUUCAAGUACCAGCCAAAACUGGUUCAGUCCAGAGUAACAUUUCAAGUAUUUAAAAUAUUAUUUAAUCUGUUUUCGGAGUUUGUCUAAAUUAAGUUUUAGGUGUUUACCAACUUUUCACCUAAACUCCGAUCUCCUAUUUUUAAAAGAAAUCAUUGAUUAAAGCAAAUUAUGAAACGGAACUGAAAAAAAAACACUUUCAAUUCUGAAUUAAAAAUAAUAUAUGUAUUGUAAAAUUAAACUGGCAGCUGUUUUAAUAAUGAGGACAAUUAUAUCCUAACUAAAAUUCUUAUUCUGCACACCUAUCUAUUUGGUUUCAAAGUAUGUUCAUUGCGAAGAAAAUUUUCCACGGAUUUUUUUUUAAUUCCCAGAACGUCCAAUAUUCUAGGAUUGUUAAACAUUAUUUUUAACUUAAAAGUGUGCAAAAAGCUAAAAGUUUUGAACUUUGAAGUUUUUGUCAAAAAUGGCUUGAAGUCAAAACUGACUUUUUUCUGGUUUUUAUUUGUUACAUGGCAACCCUUGUUUUGCACAGUUUCAACAUAAUAUUGUGAUAAUGUUAAAUUAAAUGUUGGUUUUGUUCACACAACGAAUUUUUAAACAUCUAUGUGUCAAACUUGUUAAAUAUAGAUUUGUAGAGUUUAGAAAUAUAGUUUCCAGAACAUAUUUUGGUUUUACAGGUUGACCAAAGAAACACGGAACCGAUUUCUUAAAAACUCGGUCAGUUAAAAUCUGAACAAAAUCUGGUAAUGUUACUUCUGUUCUACGGCAUUUCCGUCCUACAGUACUUCCGUCCUACGAUACUUCGGACCUACGACAGCUGUAGGUCGAAUUUACAUUCUAUUUUGUUAAUCCGGCCUACGCAUGAACUGCAGAUAUAAUCAGUAUGUUAUAGUUGGCAGUGCUACCAUAUGGAUCGAUGUUCCGGUUGCACACGUAGGUCGGAUGCGCAACUUUCGUAGUUCAGAUGCACAGAUUUUGUAGGUCUAACACUAACUUUUUUGUCCAUCCGACCUACCAAAGUUGUACAUCCGACCUAUAACUAAAGUUGUGCAUCCGACCUACAGAAGAGUGCAACCAAAUAAAGAAAGCCGUGCAACCGACAUUUGCAGUAGGUCGGAUACACAAACUUUUUUUCAAUGAAGUGUGUAUCCGACCUACAGUACAUCGGACCAACAGCAGCUUGAAGCUGCUGAAAAACCACGUGCGGGUAGGUCCAAAGUAUCGUAGGACGGAUGUAAUACAAUCCAAAAUCUUCUGCAUUUUCGUUAGUUUGAAGAAAUAUGACUAGAAAAACAGAAAUAUAAAAUAGACAAAAGAA
Molecule: messenger RNA, 5302 nt
Organism: Eurytemora carolleeae
Lineage: Eukaryota; Metazoa; Arthropoda; Copepoda; Calanoida; Temoridae
Exons: 5
Coding region: 106-3939 (1277 amino acids)
Source: RefSeq, a predicted model, not a curated record